This is a messenger RNA of Pseudocercospora fijiensis CIRAD86, 3453 nucleotides long. RefSeq lists its product as uncharacterized. NCBI's taxonomy places the organism in Eukaryota, Fungi, Ascomycota, Dothideomycetes, Mycosphaerellales, Mycosphaerellaceae. Bases 1 to 3453 code for a protein of 1150 amino acids. The transcript has 3 exons. The record is from RefSeq and is a predicted model, not a curated record.
AUGUCGCAGAACAUCCCAUUUCUCUUCGGGCAGCCGCCAGCCCCUGUCCACACUCAACAUCAACAGAACGCCACCGAUACCCAACCGCAAACACCCACGAACGGCGCGCCGACGCCGACCAGUCAACAGCAGAUGGCAACUCCUCAAGCAGGGCUCCCUGCGGACUUUGAUAUGAGCGCGUUGGCGGGUGUCACUCCCGAGCAAUUCGCGAUGAUCGCGCGUAUGAUACAGCAAGGACUUGUGCCUAUGCCACCAGGCGCGGCACCUGCUGCUGCUGCUGCUGCUAUACCGCCUUCCGCGCCUGCCGCAACGUGGUCAAAAAAUCCGCCUCGGCAUUCUGCAGAUACACCGACUCCUCAAAACACGUCCUCUACCGCUCAAGCGAAUGGCCACGAUGUGGACAUGGAUAAAGAGGAAGGCGAGCUCGAGGAAGGAGAGAUGGAAGACGCACCCAAAGCUCGCGAUUUCCUGCGGACACCGCCCAAAGGCCCGCGGAAGCGUAGUAGAAGUCCGCUUCCGAGAGGCAACGCAGCGCCAGCAGAUAGACGCGGUUCGCAGCAAGGUCCUGCGCCCGCGAGGCCUGGACCCCAGCGAACGUCAUCGUCCGCCGGGUCUGCUCAGGCAUCGCGAUCCAAUGGGCAAGCGCCCGUCAUCAGUCAGGCUGUAAGUGGUAAUACGCCUCAGCCAGCAGUGGGCAAAGACGCGGCUGCAAAGGCAUUUCUUCUUGAGAUGCACAGAAAUGGGUAUAACUUCGAUCAACUCUCGCGAGAGGUAGGCGAUCCGAAAACUCUGAGACGCAUGUACCAACAGUUGGGACUGCCAUUACCAUCCUCAUGCGACUCGCCUGCCAAUCAAGGCGGCGUGCCAGUUGCCCAACAACCGCGCAAGACAUCGAUGCCUCUAGCCACGAAAGCUCCUACGCCUCAGAACCGUAGCGAGUAUCUGGCCAAGCUCCAAGCAGCGAAAAACAAGAAAGCAGAGGCUUCCGCCAAGUCUGCUACUCCACCUGCUGCACCUACAGCAGCAUCAACUACAGAAACCACCACUGUCGGCCCUCGCUUACAGCCUGCAAAGCCUGCGGCCGCCGUAGCCGCUGCUCCUCCCCGCACGGGUGGACUUACCAAGGACAAGAACGAGUUGCUCCGACAGAAGCUUGACAAAUUGAAAGCAGAGCAAGCAGCCAGACGGCAGGCUAAGCAGUCCAGUGAUGCUGCCGCGCCGUCAAGUCCGGCCGUAAAGUCAGAUCAGAAUGCGGCCUCGCCAAUGCCAGCUAGCAGACCGGGUCUGGGUGCUGGUCUGGUUGAAGCUGCCGCUCGCGCGUCUGAUGAAGCCAGCAUGAAUGUUGGACCAAACGGCUUUGUUGCUUCGCAAAACAUGGCAUUUCAAGCUCUGGUCCCUUCGGCGUCUCCGACUCUUAACCGGGGUUUUGGGCUACCCGGACUGUUCACGACCAUGUUGGCAUCAGCGCAAUCGAAUGACGCCUCUCCACAGCCUAUCAGUAGUAGACCUGCCAGCUCCACGCCCGCUCAGAACGUGUUUGCAGCACCGUCGGGCUCAACACAACAGCCUGCUAGCGCCAUUGAAGCCGCGCGCAACGACUCGGCCACGCACAACCAGAAUUUCGGCCAGAGCAGAGACGUCUAUCAUGAUGAUCGCUAUGUCAUUGAAGUCAGUAGUGAUGAAGAAGAAGACGACGAUUCCAUGGACGUCGACGAAGCUUCCGAAAAGCCCCGCGCGGAAAAGAUGCACUUUUCGAAUUCGACUCUCAAGACUUCUAGGCCUAAGCUCCAUAUGCCAUCCGGCGGUAUCUCAACAACACCUGGAACACCUGGCGUCAGCACUCCAAAUGCAGACCUCAAACGCAAACUCGAAGAGAUUGAGGAAUUUAAGCGACAAAUAGCGGAAGCCGAGCGAAAGCGACAGAGAAAUGGCAAAGCAAAAGCUCAAGCCGCACAAGAAGAGGCUCUUGUUGACGCUGUUGAUCAGGUCAUCGCAUCGUCCAAUGCUUUGGCCUCCGGCAAUGCAACACCUAGUGAGCCACAGCAGCCUCUGGAGACGGCAUUACAGCCUGGAAAUCAGCCAGUUACUGGUGCCAACCCAGAACGGCCAUCAUCUACCAGCUCUGCGUCUGCAAGGCUAGCGCGAGAGCAAGAAAAAGAUACACUUCGUCGGCGACUAGCAGAGCUUGAAGUACAGCGAAAUCAGUUGAGCUCAGCACCAACAGGCAACGCUACUGCUCAACCUCAACUCGCAUCCCCUGGCAUUGCGAUGAACAGCUCAGAGCCGGCACCUGCGCACAGCAAUACGGUCGCAGCGCCUUCAGCGUUCCCUGUCAACGAUCCCAACGACUCUGACGAGAUUGAUGACGAAGACGAUGAGGAUCUAUAUGGCGAAUACACUGCCGACCAGAUCGCACAGCCUGCACUUCAGCCGGAUCAUAUUCAAGCCACAAGUGAUGGUCCAGAGUCGUCAUCUGAAGACGAUCAAUUCGAAGGCGAGGGAGAUGACGUCUUUGAACCUGGUUCAGUGAAUGGCAUGGAGACUCAAGAACCAUUUUCAGCGCAUCCCACGACGCAAGAUAGUCCUGAACGCGAUGUUCCAUCCACCAUGGAGGCAAGUAUACCUGGCGCCAAAACGAUUGUUGCUCCUCUCGUUGGCAAUGACGAUGAGAUGGACGACGAGGAGGACUUGGACAAUCUCUACGGCGAGGUGGCCUCGGCACCUACCGCCGAGCCCGCAGUGCAGACGUUGACCGAUGCUAUGGCAUCGAACGACGAUAACGAAGAAGACGACAGCGAUGAUGCUAUGGACACAUCCGAUGCCUCUUCAGACAGCGACAGCUCGUCGGAUGACUCCGAUGAUGAGCCCGAGUCUCGACCUGAUAUCAUCCAAGCACCGCAUAGUGAGACCGUUCUAAGCGCAGCGGCACUGCUUUCUCCCGGAGAGGAGGUUAACGAUGAUCAGAUCGAUGAGGAGUCCGAUGAGGAAGCCGAGGACACUAACGAUGCGCAGGAUAUGGGCGACACUGAACUAAGUGUCAACGAUGAUCUAGCACCAGGGCUCCAGCCGCCUAUGGAGGAGCUGGAUGUGCCCACGGAGGACUACCGUUUCCACCCCGAAUUCGAGCAUACGGUACCUGGUGGGUUCAAGUCUUUGACUUAUAGCCACAAGAUCGAUUCAGAAAACACCCUUUGCCCUUUCGAACUGAGCGGAGGAAGCUGUAUUGACAAGAGUUGCACUCAUCAGCACUUCCGUUCUCUCGCAUUAUCAGAACAUACACCCGCCCGUACACCAGCCGAGGAAAAACGAUGGAAGAAUGGUCUUGCUCUUCUGGUCAAACAGCUGCGCGCAAGCAAUGUCAAGGACGUCGCCGCCAUCGCACAUCGGAUCGCUGAGUAUCGCCGUGCCUUUAGGGAAGAUCCUACGCGAGUACUCGUAGGACUUGACGAUUGA